Molecule: messenger RNA, 913 nt
Organism: Callorhinus ursinus (northern fur seal)
Lineage: Eukaryota; Metazoa; Chordata; Mammalia; Carnivora; Otariidae
Gene: DLX4
Product: distal-less homeobox 4
Biological process (GO): embryo development; cell differentiation; regulation of transcription by RNA polymerase II
Molecular function (GO): DNA-binding transcription factor activity, RNA polymerase II-specific; RNA polymerase II cis-regulatory region sequence-specific DNA binding
Source: RefSeq, a predicted model, not a curated record
AUGGGGGGCACCCCUUCGGAACCCCUUUCCCAGGCGCGCGCUCUCCGCUGGAAGAGGCGCAGAGAGACACUUUUCGGGGAAUCUUAAGUGUGCAGGAGGCUGGCUGGGGGGCUCAUCCGGUCCCAACGCCCGAGGCUCGGAAAAAAGAGAGUUGGCGGAGAGAGCAGACUACGUGCCGGGCCAUGGCCUAGGCCCUUCGGCCCCGGCCCCGGCCGCAAUGACCUCUUUGCCCUGCCCCCUCCCUGGCCGGGACGCCUCCAAAGCCAUCUUCCCGGACAUCGCCCCUGUCCCAUCGGUAGUGGCUACCUACCCGCUUGGCCUCUCGCCCGCAACCGCAGUCGCCCCCGAUUUGCCCUACUCUGGGCCCUAUGGCCACCUCCUGUCCUACUCUUACCCUGCGCCGGCGACCCCGGGAGACUCCUACCUGCCCUGCCAGCAACCGGCGGCGCCCUCUCAGCAGGAGCCGAAGGCAGACUCGGAGAAGCCGCCGCUGUCCCCGGAGUCCUCGGAGCAGCGCCCGCAGGCCCCGACCAAGAAGCUCCGCAAGCCGAGGACCAUCUACUCGAGUCUGCAACUGCAGCACCUGAACCAGCGUUUCCAGCACACGCAGUACCUGGCGCUGCCCGAGAGGGCCCAGCUGGCCGCGCAGCUCGGCCUCACCCAGACCCAGGUGAAGAUCUGGUUUCAGAACAAACGCUCCAAAUACAAGAAGCUGCUGAAGCAGAACUCUGGAGGACAGGAAGGGGACUUCCCUGGGAGAGCCCCCCCCUUGUCUCCCUGCUCCCCGCCCCUUCCAGCCCUCUGGGAUCUGCCCAAGGCAGGGGCCCUGCCCACCAGUGGCUAUGGCAACAGCUUUGGAGCCUGGUAUCAGCAUCACUCCCCAGAUGUCCUGGCUCCAUCUCAGAUGAUGUGA